Molecule: messenger RNA, 955 nt
Organism: Brassicogethes aeneus
Lineage: Eukaryota; Metazoa; Arthropoda; Insecta; Coleoptera; Nitidulidae
Source: the annotation of a GenBank genome assembly
AUGGCAGAGUAUAUGUGGCCUGUGGAUGAAUUCAAGCAUAGCAAAAUAUUUGAUUUUAAACAUAAAUCCACAUCUAGGUAUAGCAAAUACAGCCCACCACAUGAAAAUGUGGCUAUGGAAAGAAUACAUGUACCUCAAAAAAUCAAGACCAUCUACCACACGAAAAUAAUUAAAGUUCCGGAACACCAUCACUAUUUCCACGAGAAGGAGAAAAUUGUUCCUGAGCACCACCACUACAUCCACGAGAAGGAAAAACUCGUGAAAUUCGACGAUCACCAAAACGACGGUAUAGACUACUACAACAACAAAAACGACUACCAAAACGAAUUCCAACCCAGCGAGUUUCAUCCGCAGGAAUAUCAUCGCAAAGAACCCGACAAUUACGAAGAAAAUGACUACACCAGGCAGAAUCCGAAAAACUACCAGCUGGAUUACCAAACUAAAGAACAAAACUACGAACAAAACGAGUACUCAAGGCACAAACAAAGACAUGAUCCAAAAAGUAGUCAUGGAUACGAGAUAGAAGAGUCCAAAAGUGAAGAUGACGAAGACCCUUACUAUCCACCUCACCCCCUACACAGGGACCACAGUUAUCCGAGUGCUUCAGAACCAAAACCCAAAAGAGUGGCACACAGAAAACGACCACCACAAAGGAAUGUCAGCAAAAAACAUUACAAGAGAAAAUUUCACUAAAAUUAUCUGCACCAAAUUAUUCUAUUUGUGAUAAAAAGUAAAAAAAAAUAUGGCACCUUAAGCACAACUAUAUAGGAAGAAAAUAUGAUAUGAUACUCAAAAAUGAAUUCGUCAAAAAUGGUAUGGUACAAGUGAAAUUCAUUUUUAGAGAGUAGGGCAAAUCUGGGUUUUACAUACGAGGCGUGUUCAGAAAAUAUCGGGAAUUUUCGUUUUUUGAAACAAAUAUUUAUUUAUUCGUCUACAUUAAUGUUGUCGCCUUCAA